AUGGGUGAGGUCUACACGCAACAGCCGUAUCAUCUCCCACUCGACUGGAAUAUGCAACUCCACUCUCUCACCAACGACACUUCACUCAGAAACUACCGCAAGACCUUGUCACGAGUGUCCAAACCCAGUAGUGCUGGAAAUAGUCCACAUUCUCAUCCACAACGACGACGCACCAUGACCACCUACAACAACAAUGGGUUCACUCAAGUCCUUCCCGUACGGAAUCUAUUCCAUAACAACGCUGCAGCAACUCAACGACCACCAAGACCUACCAGCUGGCAUCCAUCUGUGAAACAGCAACCACAACCAUACUACGUACCCAACUGCCACCCGUCAUGGUUGCGUGGUGAUGUCCCUGUUCCUUCUGUAACCGCCCAGCAACAACAAUCGGGCAUGACUUCCAUGUAUGCCGGUCUCUCGACGCCAAUCACGUGUCCCAUGAGCGGCGACUUGCUCUCGACCAAUGAUUACUUUGCCGCCAAUCCUCCUAGCGAACCAUACAACUUUCUCCCGCCAGGCCCGCAGGUCUACACCCCCGUCGAGCCUUCAGAUAUGUUGUAUUCCGAGCCAUCGGAGUGGUCUGCCUACAGCGUGGAAGGCACACCGGCGACAACAAUCAAUGGAUUUGUGUCUACGGAUCCUGCAAUGAUUGAUUACGGUCAUGAGAGUGUGGCCUCAGCGGAUGAUCUAACUGCACCACCAACACCAGAUAUGGCCUACAAUCAUCAACAGCCAACCCUGAUCUCUACCACACAAAACAACCUCGACGAUGGAAGCGACGAUCUGGUCGCUGUUGGUCUUUACGAUGAACCUUCCUCACUCUCCUUUUCAUCUCUACUAGGCGGUGAUAACACCUGCCACCCCACCGGUAAGGGGCUCAAGCUCGAAGAGACCUUUACUCCUGUCGAAGAUGAUGAGGAGGACGGAGAUGCCGAAAAUGACGACUAA
Molecule: messenger RNA, 948 nt
Organism: Talaromyces stipitatus ATCC 10500
Lineage: Eukaryota; Fungi; Ascomycota; Eurotiomycetes; Eurotiales; Trichocomaceae
Exons: 2
Coding region: 1-948 (315 amino acids)
Source: RefSeq, a predicted model, not a curated record